ACCGGAUCUAUCUUUCUUUCCCAUUCACCUUCUCAGCUGCCAAUCAUAUCACCGUUUGUCUGUUCUUCCUACUGACUGAUUGAUUAUAAACAAUUCGAAUCGUACUUGGAGCUAUCUUCAUGUUUCUUUUCAAUCCCUCAAAAUUCCGCCAAUCAAUCAAUAGACCGUCUGAAACUCGGAGCUCAACAUUCACAGAUUGAGGGGAAGGAAACCCAAGACAUAAUAUAUAGAUGGGGAAGACGACGAGGAAUUUGCAAGUGGUUUCGCCUGUUCCGGCAGAUAUAGAUAUUGCAAACUCUGUGGAGCCUCUUCAUAUCUCUGAGAUUGCCCAGGAACUCAAUCUCGCCACAGAACACUACGAUCUCUACGGCAAGUAUAAAGCCAAGGUCCUUUUGUCUGCCCUUGAUUCGAUUGGAGGAGGUCAAGAUGGGUAUUAUGUGGUAGUUGGUGGGAUAACUCCAACCCCUCUUGGAGAAGGAAAGUCCACUACUACCGUUGGCCUUUGUCAAGCAUUGGGUGCUUUUCUUGAUAAAAAGGUUGUGACGUGCCUCCGCCAACCAUCACAAGGACCAACUUUUGGAAUCAAGGGCGGGGCAGCAGGUGGUGGCUAUAGCCAAGUGAUUCCAAUGGACGAGUUCAACCUUCACUUAACAGGGGAUAUCCAUGCAAUAACCGCAUCAAACAACCUUUUAGCAGCUGCUAUUGAUACCAGGAUCUUCCAUGAAUCGACCCAGUCCGACAAAGCACUUUUCAACCGGUUAUGUCCCCCCGACAAGAAUGGAAACCGAAGAUUCAGCGAUGUCAUGCUUAGGCGUUUGAAGACACUCGGCAUUGACAAGACUAAUCCCGACGAGCUUACCUCAGAAGAAGUCACAAAGUUUUCGAGAUUGGACAUUGAUCCUUCAUCCAUAACAUGGAGGAGAGUUAUGGAUGUUAAUGACCGCUUCUUAAGAAAGAUUACAAUUGGGCAGGGUCCCGAAGAAAAGGGUAUGGUGAGAGAGACAGGGUUUGAUAUUUCUGUAGCUAGUGAAGUAAUGGCAGUUUUAGCACUCACGACGUCCCUAGCCGAUAUGAGGGAAAGGCUGGGUAAAAUGGUAAUUGGGAACAGCAAGGCCGGCUAUCCUAUCACAGCAGAUGAUCUCGGCGUCGGGGGUGCUUUGACGGUCUUGAUGAAAGAUGCAAUCAACCCCACCCUCAUGCAGACUCUCGAGGGUACACCUGUCCUUGUCCACGCGGGGCCGUUUGCAAAUAUUGCGCAUGGGAACUCAUCCAUAGUUGCCGAUAAGAUUGCAUUGAAGCUCGUAGGACCCGGAGGUUUCGUGGUGACCGAGGCAGGAUUCGGUUCCGAUAUCGGGACAGAGAAGUUUAUGAACAUAAAGUGUAGAUAUAGUGGCUUGAAACCUCAAUGUGCUAUCAUUGUUGCAACGGUGAGGGCCCUCAAGAUGCAUGGUGGUGGGCCAGAAGUGGCAGCGGGAAAGCCUCUCGACCGUGCUUAUGUGAGCGAGAAUGUUACACUUGUUGAGGCGGGAUGUGUCAAUCUUGCCAAACAUAUUUCUAACACAAAAGCUUAUGGUGUAAAUGUUGUUGUGGCUGUGAAUGCAUUCUCAACAGAUACUGAAGCGGAAUUGAAUGAAGUUAGGAAGGCUUCAAUGGCGGCAGGGGCGUUUGAUGCUGUAAUUUGUACCCAUCAUGCGCAUGGUGGGAAAGGAGCGGUUGACCUAGGCAUUGCAGUUGAAAAGGCAUGCAAAAAUGUUUCGCAACCUUUCAAAUUCCUGUACCCUCUGGAUAUAGGUAUCAAAGAUAAAAUUGAGGCAAUAGCAAAGUCAUAUGGCGCUAGUGGUGUUGACUACUCUGAACAGGCUGAAAAACAGAUAGAGAUGUACAAUAAGCAAGGGUUUUCCAGCCUCCCAAUUUGCAUGGCCAAAACACAGUAUUCAUUUUCACAUGAUGCUAAAGAAAAAGGAGCUCCAAGUGGGUUUGUUCUUCCAAUCAGAGACAUAAGGGCGAGCAUAGGGGCGGGAUUCAUCUAUCCAUUAGUUGGGACAAUGAGUACCAUGCCCGGGCUCCCUACAAGGCCUUGCUUCUAUGAGAUUGACCUUGACACUACCACUGGAAGAGUUGUUGGUCUCUCUUGAAUUAACAUUUUUGACAAGGUAAAUUCAGGGUCCAUUUGGUAAUGGUGAUUUGGAUGAGAUGGUUGAAUCUAUCCAAUUUUCUGAUAAAAUCUAUUUGAGCUACAUAAAUCAAAAGCCAGUUAUUCCCUGGCUUUUUAUGAUGAUGAUGAGCAGCAGAACAAAGCAAAAGCUGCUAAUACACGUAGCCUUCGUGUUGAAUAAAAGCUGCACUACCCAUUCUGCCACAUACUUUUGCAUCAAUCAAAGACACACUUUAUCAUUACGAUACGCUUUAGUCUUUGGAUAUGUCAUAUGUGGCCUUUAAUUCUGCAAAGUUUAUCGCAAAAGUUUUUUUUUAUUCCCCCCCCCCCCCCCACACACACGAAAAGAAUGGCAUUUCUUUUAUGAUCAAAGAACAAAUGUUUAAAGCCUUGUGUGAUCUAUAGUAAUGGCAUUGGUGAGAUUUUAGACAAAAGCAACGAGUUCAUACUCAAUGGCAUGCACAUGUUUCUUAUUAUUGAAAGGCUAUAUAUGCCUACCCACAUGGUUUGUACUUCAUAAAUUAUUUACGUUUAGGAUAAUUUUGUCUCAAAACCAUGCCCCCCCCCCCCCCCAAAAAAAAAAAAAAAAAAAAUAGCACUGUGUGGGAAGGGAACUGGGUAUUAUCUCCACAUUCCGAUAAAUGAGUUAAAGUCUUAUUUUCUUUAACACAUGUUAUUUCGCUGGUUUGGUCAUGGAUCUCAUUACAAAUUUACAACAUUACACUACACAACAAGUAUUCUUAGUCAUUUUUCCUAGCACUUUGUUCUGUACGGGUGAGCACAAAUCUCAAUCCCAGUUCCGGCAAUUGUCUUAUUCUGUUGAGGUAAUGUUUUGUGUGUGUGUCACAGCUUGUAUAUAAAUGGAACCAAAUCAAAACUAUUGAUAACUGUCAUGUUCAGUCGUGUUGUUCCCUUUGAAUUGCUUAAGCAAUUGGCUCUGGUAUUUCUUCAAGAUCUCACAUUCUCACACAAUCCACUAUUAGCAGCUUUUUAUAUUGCAAAUGAGGUGGAAGUUAUCACAUUUUCUCCUAUAGGUAGUCCAAAAAAAUUAUCUAGCAGCCAAAUCAGUACUGUACUACUGUGUGAAAAGAGGGGAAGAUAAAGGCUGUGUUUGGUACUAAUGCCAUCGACAAGAAAUAUAAAUUUUAAAGGGAUUACUCAUAAUAGGAGUACAACGUGUCAACAUGGAUUAAAUUUAAAGGUAGGAGUAAAUGUGUUUUGUUCUCAAAGGAUGUUUUCUUUUGGACUGAAAUUUGUUGGUCUGGUCUGAUCUGGUCUGGUCUGUUUAAGUCUAGUCUGGUCUGGUCUGGUAAACGUCUGGUCUCUGUGUAUUUUAUAAUUAUCCAAGUCUAGUCUGGUCUGGUCUGUUUAAGUCUGGUCUGUUUAAGUCUGGUCUGAUCUGAUCUGGUCUGGUCUGGGACUGAAAAUAGUCCAAAAGAAAACAUCCUAAGACCUGUUUUUAGUCUUAAUACAAGAAUAAAACCCAUUAAAAACGCUCAAAGCAGCAUAAUAGGCCGUUAACGAGUUUCCAUGUGAAAUUGCCAAUGUGGCAAUACACAUGGCGCUAAAAUUCCAUGUAAGAUUGAAUACUAGAGAGCAUAUCUCGUCAGGCGUGCCUGACUAUAAGUCAUGUCCAGUCAAACUCGCUUGAGGUGUUUCCGAGUUUUUUGAUAAAAUUUUGUAAGCAUAUUUUCUUUAUUAAGUUUAAAUUGUGACUACAAAUUUUCAACUUACGUUUUCAAAAUUGGAAUGAGCUCACAUUUUCUUCUAUAUAUACAUAUGAGUCUUCUCCCAUUGUAAUUAACACAACAUUAACAACUCUAUCAAUAUUAUACUUAAUAUUUACUUUCUCUCCCAACUUUUCUGCUUAUUCCAUUCCAUUUCAUAACACGCUAUUAGCACAGAUUUUCUUCAAAUCCUUGAAAUCAUCAUCUUCCCGCAGAUAAGGAGUUAAGCUAUAUUCUUCCAAGUGACAUUGAAUAAUGUUUAAUAGAAAGUGGAACAAUGCAC
Molecule: messenger RNA, 4165 nt
Organism: Cuscuta epithymum
Lineage: Eukaryota; Viridiplantae; Streptophyta; Magnoliopsida; Solanales; Convolvulaceae
Source: the annotation of a GenBank genome assembly